This is a messenger RNA of Camellia sinensis, 603 nucleotides long. Its product is annotated as Histone superfamily protein. Lineage: Eukaryota; Viridiplantae; Streptophyta; Magnoliopsida; Ericales; Theaceae. Gene Ontology annotation, molecular function: structural constituent of chromatin; DNA binding; protein heterodimerization activity. The record is from RefSeq and is a predicted model, not a curated record. Gene Ontology annotation, cellular component: nucleosome.
CUUCUUAUCCCCCUCAUCUCAUCAUCACUAAGAUUUCGAAAUUAUCUCUCUCCUCUGAAACCCUAGAAAUCUUCUCUCUCUAAAAAUGUCUGGCAGAGGAAAGGGUGGUAAGGGAUUGGGCAAGGGAGGAGCAAAGAGGCACAGGAAGGUCCUUCGAGACAACAUCCAGGGAAUCACCAAGCCUGCGAUUCGGCGUCUGGCUCGGAGAGGGGGGGUCAAGAGGAUCAGCGGACUCAUCUACGAGGAGACUCGUGGUGUUCUCAAGAUCUUCCUAGAGAACGUGAUUCGUGAUGCUGUCACCUACACUGAGCAUGCUCGGAGGAAGACUGUGACCGCCAUGGAUGUGGUCUAUGCUCUGAAGAGGCAGGGAAGGACUUUGUAUGGGUUUGGGGGUUGAGUUUUUAGGGUUUCGUUUGGUUUGGCGUUUUUGGGGGGUUAUUAGGGUUUGUUGGCUGUAAAUGGUGGUUUAGGGGUUAGUUUCAUGUGUUUUUGAAAUUGGGUUUUAGUGUUUUUAAAUGUUUCUAAGUUGAAUGUACUGUAGUCUUAUUUGGAUUGGAAAUGUGUUUGUUCUUCAAUGAUAUUCCUUGAUUUCGGAUCCAAUUA